AUGGCUACACCAUCUUCAACUCGAUUAGAUCUCGACGGAAACCCAAUCAAACCGCUAACAAUCUGCAUGAUCGGCGCCGGAGGUUUCAUCGGUUCUCAUCUCUGCGAGAAGCUUAUGUCUGAAACCGCUCACAAAGUUCUCGCUUUCGAUGUUUAUAAUGACAAAAUCAAGCAUCUUCUCGAACUGGAAACGCUUCCGUGGAAUGGAAGGAUUCAGUUUCAUCGGCUUAAUAUUAAGAGAGAUUCGAGACUUGAAGGUCUCAUCAAGAUGGCAGAUCUGGUCAUAAAUCUGGCUGCAAUUUGUACUCCUGCGGAUUACAAUACACGUCCUUUGGAUACCAUUUACAGUAAUUUCAUUGAUGCGCUUCCUGUGGUGAAGUACUGUUCUGAAACUAAUAAGAGGCUUAUUCAUUUCUAUACUUGUGAAGUGUAUGGGAAAACGAUUGGUAGUUUUCUUCCUAAAGAUAGUCCACUUCGGCAGGAUCCUGCAUACUAUGUGCUUAAAGAUGAUGUGUCUCCGUGCAUUUUCGGUUCAAUCGAAAAGCAAAGAUGGUCAUAUGCAUGUGCAAAGCAGUUGAUUGAGAGGCUUUUGAAAAGUGGUAAAGUUCAGCAGGAAUCCCUCUGGGAUUCUCGCAUUUAA
This is a messenger RNA of Vicia faba (fava bean), 639 nucleotides long. NCBI's taxonomy places the organism in Eukaryota, Viridiplantae, Streptophyta, Magnoliopsida, Fabales, Fabaceae. The record is from the annotation of a GenBank genome assembly.